Mastomys coucha (southern multimammate mouse) is the source of this 2721-nucleotide messenger RNA. It is a transcript of the gene Lrrc19, whose product is annotated as leucine rich repeat containing 19. Gene Ontology annotation, molecular function: signaling receptor activity; protein binding. The transcript has 5 exons. Gene Ontology annotation, cellular component: plasma membrane. Gene Ontology annotation, biological process: interleukin-8 production; positive regulation of non-canonical NF-kappaB signal transduction. NCBI's taxonomy places the organism in Eukaryota, Metazoa, Chordata, Mammalia, Rodentia, Muridae. The record is from RefSeq and is a predicted model, not a curated record. Bases 68 to 1162 code for a protein of 364 amino acids.
GAAGCAGAGUAAACUCCUCACACACACCGGUCUCAGAUACAAAACGGAGAAAGGAAAGGCCUUCGAUAUGAAAGUUACACGCUUCAUGUUUUGGCUCUUCUCUAUGCUACUACUAUCUGUCAAAAGCCAGGCUUCUGAAACAGAAGUCAAAUAUAAUUUCACCAGAAGGAAUUAUGUUUUGAUUCCAGAGGGUAUCAGUAACAAUGUUACCAUUCUUGAUCUCAGUUAUAACCAAAUUACUCUGAAUGCUUCAGAUACCAGGUUGCUACAGAUGUAUUCUUUACUCACUGAGCUCUACUUGAUGGAGAAUAACAUCACUGCCUUAUGUAACAGCAGUUUCAGUAAUCUCUUCAACCUAGAAAUUUUAAAUAUCUGUGGAAAUUCAAUCAGUGUAAUUCAACAGGGUUCAUUUGUUGGCUUAAAUAAACUAAAACAAUUAUUUCUUUGCCAAAAUAAAAUAUUACAACUGAAUCCUGAUACAUUUGUGCCUCUAAACAACCUGAAAGUUCUGAAUCUGCAAGACAAUUUGAUAAGCCUCUUUGAUGCACCACAGCUAUUGUAUCUGGAGUUACUAACUCUGGAUGGAAAUCCAUGGAACUGUACCUGUGGUCUACUUGAGUUGCAGAACUGGCUGAACACGUCUAAUGUGACAUUAGAAAACGAGAGCAUCACCACGUGUAGCUACCCAGAUGAGCUAAAGCACUACAGCAUCAAGUCAGCGCCCUUCACAACUGAAUGCCACUCUAAAUUUAUUUCCACUAUAAGUGAAGACUUUCAGUCCAUUGGGAAUUCAUCUUUUAAUAACUCUUCACACAACUUAACAUGGAAUACAGAGCAUGGGCCUCUUGGGAAGAGCUGGGCUUUCCUGGUUGGUGUUGUUGCCACUGUACUGCUAACUUCACUGCUCAUCUUCAUUGCUAUCAAGUGCCCAGUAUGGUACAAUAUUCUGCUUAGUUACAAUCAUCAUCGCCUAGAAGAGCACGAAGCGGAAACCUAUGAAAAUGGUCUUACAAGGAACACAAGUUCUCUUUCACAAGUAACAGAUACAAACUCCGAAGACACCACAGUGAUAUUUGAACAGUUGCAUGCGUUUGUGGUAGAUGAUGAUGGAUUUAUUGAAGACAGAUACAUAGAUGUCAAUGAGGUACAUGAAGAAAAGUAAUUUUAUCAUGCUGAAAUUUUGAAAAAUACUUUCAGUGUAUUUACAGCUUAGACAAAGAGAUUUUUAUUUGGCAAACAAAACUAUAACCAGCAGGCCUUCAUAUUAAUUAGUACCUUAUGUUAAUAUCACAGUUAUAAUUUUUUACUAUAUUGCAAAUAAAGUCCAAAUGCAAUAAUUCAUACACUGAUUAGCUAAAAGUUUAAUAAUUUAUCUAUACUACCAGCAUUUAUUAGUGUCAACAGUGUUCAAGAAACUACAGACUGCUAAAAACAAGGCCUAAGCAUAACUAUUUAUCAACUAAAAUGAGCAGAUUCUGGUAUUAACAAAUACAUAUGCUGCAAUGUCUUAAAUUAUACUAAAAUUGUAAUCAAUAAGGAAAUACAAAUUUUAGACUUAUAUCAUUAAAGUGAGGAAUAGGAAGCUUUAACUAUAUAAAUUGAUCUUAUGUUCACAAAUGAAUUCACAGAAUUACAGAAUAUUUUCUAAUGCUGCCUGAACUUAAAAUAACAAAAUUUCCUCAAAAAUUUGUAGCAAUUUAAAGUACAGGUACAAUGAUUUGGAGUAAUUCCCUAUGAAUCACUACUGUAUUUGACAGUGUUAGGAAGAGGUCCACAGACAACAGCCAUGUUUAAUAUUACAAUGGCUCCUAAACUGGGCAUCAUAACUAAUUAUGAAUUUUCUUUAAAAGAAAAAACUUUUCUCUAUCUCUUUUGGGAGAUUCUUUUUAAAAUCAUUCUGAGCUAGAACUGAGAUUAUAUAAGUAAUCCACACACAUCUACCUCUGUUUCAAUAAACAAAGCAAUCCUUCCCAAAUUGUUUUCUAGAACACUGAUUUUCUCUGCUUUCUAGUGACACUGACAAUCAUUUAUAAAGAAAAAGGUACCUGGUCAAAUUACUGAAGGAAUCUAAAUCUAAACAAGGUGAAAGAUUUUUUUUUCCUUUAGUACUUACAGAUUUUACUAAGCGCAGGUGUUCUCUGAUAACUCAAGAGUAAAGUACUGACUUUUUGAAGGGCAUCUGCAUAGCAUGUUUAAGUCCCUGAGUUCUCUCUUUCUCUCUCUCUCUCUCUCUUUCUCUUUCUCUCUCUCUCUGUUUAUGAAGUUUAUUUGAUAAGCAAACCCUUUCUUGGAAGAAUAGAUAAUAACUCAGAGUGUACUGACAGAUCAAAAGACACAUUCUGGAAAAAAUAGCCCUAACAUAGGGGGGGUCUAUCUAAAGUAAAAUGUUUACCAAUUCUCUUAUAAUAAUUUAGCUGUAAAUAUGAUUUUAACAACUUAACAGUUUAAAGAGUGGAAUUAAAACCAGCAAAAUCUGUAUUUUACCAUUGUAUAUGUGGAAAAACUAAGUGUAUUUACUUGCAUCUGUAAAACACUGAACUGUACUUAUGGAUGAAUUAGUAUAACACAUUUUCUGUGAUUUUCUUUGUCUGCAUACAUGGAAAGGGAAAGAGUUGAAGGUAGAAUACAGCUAGAAAUGUGAUGGCAGAACUUGGAACAUGAUAUACUAGUAUACAAUGUUGUGUCGUUCCAAUUUCUCUUUAAUAAAGAUAUUUAAAAGAA